AUGGCACGGUUGAAAGAGAAAAAGAGAAGGACCAAGGUUGAGCUUGAUCAGGAGAGCCCCACCAAGGAAGGAAACAUCAGCGUGUCUCCAAAGAGCUUGUGGUUUACAUGGGGGUUGUUGAUUGGAGCAAUUCCCAACUUGUUCAUGUCGGGCAACUUCAGAUUCUAUGGCUCCGAUUUCCUUAAGGUUUUGCAGGCUGUAGACAUUGGCAGGGGGGUUGCUGCUGGGAACACCACAACAAGCAUUCCUCAAUGUGAGACAGUCACAGACACUGAAAGAUCUGCAUCAACAACAGUUACAGCUGAUGACUGGAUUGGGCCUCUCCUCUUUCCCUUGAACAAAGAGGGCAUGUUGGACCUCAACCCAUCAACUCCGAACUUGAUGAUUGAUAUUGGUGCUCGCAAUUCCGAUUACCUGAGAAUGUUGCAUACAGACGAGACAACAUCUCUGAUUCUGGUGGAUCCCCUUCCUGACAAUUACAUUCCGCUGACCAAGCAAGUGGCAGAGCAUGCCAUGGCAAACACACCAAAAGGAGGAGAAGGGUGGCUGAACCCCAAAAAGAAACACCAAGCACUCGUUAUCCGGGCAGCCAUGGGGGAAACUGAAGGGGUUCAUGAUUUUAACAUUGGGUCAGCACCUUCCUGUGGUUCUAUUUUGAAAACCGCAAGCAACAACUCCUUUUGGUGUUUUAAUACCAAGGACACCAUCAAAACAGUCAUUCUGCGACUGGAACGCAUUUUGAACCUUGUUCCACCUCAUAUCAAGAACUUUCACCUCAAGGUCGAUGCAGAAGGUGCUGACUUGGCUGUUCUCAAGGGAGCUGGUAGUCACAUCAAAAAGUUUGGCACAGUGAUCAUUGAAUGCUUCUUUAACAAUGUCACACACCACGAUGGAGAUUGCCGUAUAAACGAUGCUGUCAGGUAUAUGGACCAAUAUGGGUUUGAAGCUCAUGUUCUGGGCCAAGGCAUAUCCCAAGCAAACAUCUUGUUUGUGCCUCACAGUGGCGCAAUCAAUCUUCCACCUCUCUUGAAACAAACAAAUUUGCAAAUGCGUGAUUUGUAUCGCAAGGUGCAAUGA
Molecule: messenger RNA, 1077 nt
Organism: Seminavis robusta
Lineage: Eukaryota; Bacillariophyta; Bacillariophyceae; Naviculales; Naviculaceae
Source: the annotation of a GenBank genome assembly